AUGAAAAUCGUUCUCGUUUUGUACUCCGCUGGUAAGCACGCCGCCGAUGAACCAAAGUUGUAUGGUUGUAUCGAAAAUGAAUUGGGUAUUAGACAAUGGCUUGAGAAGGGCGGCCAUGAAUUGGUUACUACAUCAGACAAAGAGGGUGAAAACUCUGAGUUAGAAAAGCACAUUCCUGACGCUGAUGUGAUUAUUUCCACUCCAUUCCAUCCAGCCUACAUCACGAAGGAGAGAAUCCAAAAAGCCAAGAAGCUGAAGUUGUUGGUCGUUGCUGGUGUCGGUUCCGACCACAUUGACUUGGACUACAUUGAACAAAAUGGCCUAGAUAUUUCGGUCCUAGAGGUUACUGGUUCCAACGUUGUUUCAGUGGCUGAGCAUGUCGUUAUGACUAUAUUGAACUUGGUGAGAAACUUUGUUCCAGCUCACGAGCAAAUUGUUAACCACGGCUGGGACGUUGCUGCCAUCGCCAAGGACGCCUACGAUAUCGAAGGUAAGACCAUCGCAACAAUUGGUGCUGGAAGAAUUGGUUACAGAGUCUUAGAGAGACUUGUGGCUUUCAACCCUAAGGAAUUGUUGUACUACGACUACCAAGGUCUUCCAAAAGAGGCCGAGGAAAAAGUUGGUGCCAGAAGAGUCGACACUGUCGAGGAGCUGGUUGCUCAAGCCGAUGUUGUUACCGUCAAUGCCCCACUGCACGCAGGUACUAAGGGUUUAGUUAACAAGGAGCUUCUGUCCAAGUUCAAGAAGGGUGCUUGGUUGGUUAACACAGCCAGAGGUGCCAUCUGCAAUGCUCAAGAUGUCGCUGAUGCCGUUGCAUCUGGUCAAUUGAGAGGUUACGGUGGUGACGUCUGGUUCCCUCAGCCAGCUCCAAAGGACCAUCCAUGGAGAGAUAUGAGAAACAAGUACGGAUACGGAAACGCCAUGACUCCUCAUUACUCAGGUACCACUUUGGACGCCCAGGUCAGAUAUGCCGAAGGUACCAAGAACAUCUUGAACUCAUUCCUUACCAAGAAGUUUGACUACAGACCUCAAGAUGUCAUUCUUUUGAACGGUAAGUACAAGACCAAGGCUUAUGGUAAUGACAAAAAGGUCGCAUAA
Messenger RNA from Komagataella phaffii GS115, 1098 nucleotides. RefSeq names its product NAD(+)-dependent formate dehydrogenase, may protect cells from exogenous formate. Bases 1 to 1098 code for a protein of 365 amino acids. Gene Ontology annotation, molecular function: NAD binding; oxidoreductase activity, acting on the CH-OH group of donors, NAD or NADP as acceptor; formate dehydrogenase (NAD+) activity. The transcript has a single exon. The record is from RefSeq and is a predicted model, not a curated record. Lineage: Eukaryota; Fungi; Ascomycota; Pichiomycetes; Pichiales; Pichiaceae. Gene Ontology annotation, cellular component: cytosol.